AUGCAGCCAGUGGUCAUAGACUAUGACGAGGAGGUAGACGAAGAAUCCGAACAAUCAGAAGAGCUGGCAGUACCACUUAUCGUCAGCGUCAUUGUUCUGACAGCCUACAUUGCCAUUGGGGGCCUCAUUUUUCCACUGUGGGAGGAAUGGUCAUUUGCAGACUCGGCCUACUUCUCGUUCAUAACACUUUCGACAAUUGGCUUGGGGGAUUUGGUUCUCGGAGCCGGACGUCUGCAUGAGACUCGAACAACUUACGAGCUCGCAAUCGGCGCGUUUUACAUGCUCUUCGGUCUAGCACUCCUAUCGAUGUGUUUGAAUCUGUUACAAUACGAAAUGCUUGCCAAGUUCAGACACAUGCUGCAGUAUUUCACAUUGUGUGGCCGAGACAAGGGAACCCAUGGUGCAGAUCAAGAGUCAGAUCUUCGGGAAGAAGAAGAAACAGCAUUGGCUGUGCUGAGAGCAUCGAGGGCGGUCGAGAAGCCAACAGAACCUGUAUCUCAAAAAGACCCCGCAAAUGGUGAGGGAUCGAGUGAAAUUCACAAGCGGGCAACAAGCAGCUUCGAGAAUAAUGCUUUUGAAAGUGAAUAAGAACACGCUGACAUGUGAAAUCAGCGUGCAGAUUUUUGAUGCUAUCGACCAAUGCCACCCCUAAGUGUGGUUGAAUGUGUAUGUGUGCGAACCGUUCAUGUUGUCCACUGCAGUCCGUGAACCGAAUGUGAAUGUGAUACCAUACUGACUCGGUCAGAUCACAUUUGAGGCGAACAGUGAGUGAGUUUUAGUGCUGAUCACAAAU
Molecule: messenger RNA, 793 nt
Organism: Dicrocoelium dendriticum
Lineage: Eukaryota; Metazoa; Platyhelminthes; Trematoda; Plagiorchiida; Dicrocoeliidae
Source: the annotation of a GenBank genome assembly